Gopherus evgoodei (Goodes thornscrub tortoise) is the source of this 5221-nucleotide messenger RNA. It is a transcript of the gene XTBD1, whose product is annotated as CDKN2A interacting protein N-terminal like. NCBI's taxonomy places the organism in Eukaryota, Metazoa, Chordata, Testudines, Testudinidae. The transcript has 3 exons. The record is from RefSeq and is a predicted model, not a curated record. Bases 40 to 357 code for a protein of 105 amino acids.
UUCCGGUGCGCGCUGCAUUGUGGGUCAGUGGUAGCCGGGAUGGUGGGGGAGCUGGAAGAGGCCGAGUUCCCCGAGCUGUUCCGCUCCUACUCGGAGAACGAGAGGCACUGGCGGGCCCGCCGCGAGUUCAUCCUGCGGAACCUGCCCCCAGACUGGGCGGGGGGAGCGCCACGGCCCGCCGGCCGCAUCGACCAACUGCUCUCGCUCUCCAUGGUGUGGGCCAACCACCUCUUCCUGGGCUGCAGUUACAGCAAAGACCUUUUAGACAAGGUAAUAGAAAUGGCUGAGGGGAUUGAAGUUGAAGAUGUACCACAGUUUACUACGCGUGAUGAAAUAAUGAAAAAGCAUCAACAUUAGUACCUGCGAAGAAGAGGUCUCAAAUUUUUGUCAUGAUACAAGAUCAGUUUAUGUGGAGGACGCAGUGUCAAUUGAACAUACUGUUUCUAAAAGGACUCUCUAUGCUGUACCCCUAGGGAAAGGAUUUUUUUUUUAAACUUUGUGCCAUUAUGAUGAUGGAUAUUUACUUCCAAAGCUUUUUAAAAUGAGAGAAUCAGGUUUUUAAACAAUUUUUACAACUCACUGAUUCAUAGAACAAAGAAAAAGCUAUGAUGGACUGUAUUUUCCCCUUUCACAUGAAGACAGGGAAGAGUAAUAACUCCCAGAAAAGUAGGGAGAGGGGCUGGGGAGCUGCAGCAUCCCCUGUUCUGUUUGAGUACAAUUCUGUCUAAUGACCAAUGAGUCCAAUUUAGGAUGAGAGGCCAUGGGGAAUACUUGCCUCAAAGCACACACCCAUUUAGGAAAGCAGGGGCUUACACUUCACUCUCUGUUGAAAGUAAGGAGAUGUUAUAAGGCUGUUUUGACCAUUGACUAAUAUUGUUGUUACCCAGGUUUCUUUCUGUGUAACGGGAAAGGGAGGGCAUGGUGCACAACGUGGUCAUUACUCUGCUCUUCCCCUUCUAUAUGCAACUUAGAUGAGUCCGUGGUGGUGAUAAAUGUCCCAAUUAUCUGAUUUUCCCCUCUGCAUGCUUGCAUCACUCUUCCCCAGAGUUUCUCUCUACUGCAGGGGAACCAUAGAAAUCUAAAAGUAACACAGAAUAUUCUCUUUUACAAGUCUUUAUUUUUAAGUGUUUUAUGCCACAUUUUUAAAGUCUUUAGAAGGCCUAAUAACUGUGUCCAUUCAGUCACUGGAAUGAAAAUUUCAAUCACGAAAUCUGGAUAACUGUCUUGAUUUUUAGCAAUAAAAUCAUGUUCCUUUCCUGUAAAGUGAAUUCCCUCUCUUGAAGCUUUAUUUAAAUAAAACAUAUCUACUGCUGUUCUGGCAGGAUCUGAUCCAAAGCCCGUUGGAAUCAAGGCCCCAGAAUGCUUUAAAUUAGUAAUCUUCCAAAUGAAUAACAAUUGCUAUAGAUUUAUUUACAUGUAUCUUGUAAUCUCUGGGAAAUGUCAGGGGAAAUGCUGAAGGUUUCAUCUGAACAGAGGCUUAAAUAGCGUAAGUGCCAGAUGGGUAGUCAGAUCAGUUACCAAAAGCAUUGCCUCCACUGAUUACCUCUCUGGGAAGCCCCUUCUAAUCACCAUGGAGUUACAGUAGCCAUUUCAUAAAUGAGAUCAAGAUCCUUUGUGAUCUGGACCUCAACAUGAGUUUUGUGCUACAGCAGACUGAACAUUCUGCAGUAGCUUUAUUUACAUUUAAAACUGAAUGAAUGUUUUAUUGCAUUAAAUAUAAAAAUGAAUACGAUCACUACAGUAGCUUGUGUUGUUUUGAUAUUCAAUUUAUUUUGUCUGUCCCUGCAUUUUCAGUAUACUACAGACUGUACUGACCAAUCUAUAAUUGUAUCAUAGAAGUAAGGGGAAGCUGGAGGAUUUUGCAUGUUGGGGUAGGGAGCGUUAGGGCUUUUAAAAUCUAGAUACGCAAAAGGAGGCAGUUUGGGGAUUCUGGGAUCAGCACAGUAGCUGAAUUCUGCUCAUUUGAUCAGCAGUUAGCUGCUGACAUUUAAAUUAUUAGUAAUUUUCAGAGCCAACACCCCACUGACAUAAAUGAGAAUUCAAACUUCACGUUCAGGCUGCCGGAAGACAAUGCAUCAGUUUAUACAGAGUACAUGGGUAUUGGUGUUAGUAGCACCACUUCUAUAUUGAAUAACUGUUGAUAUUGCCAAUGUUUUUUCAACAUUGUUUAAAUCAACACACAGUUACAAAAUGCAUAUUUAAAAGAAAAGUUCAAGUCCUGGCUCCACUGCCCCCUAUAUCUGAGCAUCUAUGUCUAGGGACUUCAUGCAAACGUACUGGACUUGAGUCAGCAUAGUGUGGGGCAGCUGAUGUUCACCAAGGUUGUGCUGGGUUGAGAGAGAGGAAGGAUGACAUUGUGACUGAAGCACAGAUCUCGAAGUGAGGAGAUCCAGGUUGCCAUGUAGCACUAGGUAAAGUCACUACCUGUCUUUUACAGAUUGGGAAACUGAGACACAAAUGGGGAUAGUACUUGCUCAUCUGACAAGGGGAUCGUGAUGGUUAAUUCAUUAAUAAUUGUAAAGUGCUUUGAGAUUCUCUGAUGGAAGGUGUGGUAACAGUAUAAAAUAUUAGAAUUUGGUUGUGUAGGGUCAAGUUUCCUUGUGAGGAAGGGACAGAUCACUGGCUGGGGGUUGUGCUGUGGCUUGGGGGAGGGAGGACAGAUGACCUAGAGCCUGUUGGUUCUAAAGGUUACAAAAUCUCUCAAAUUUGCUGACACCUUGUACCCUAAGUCUGAGUUUGAGGUAUUUUUCAGCUCUGUUAAAUACUGUUUUGGAUGCAAACUUUCAACUCAACUAGGGUGUCAUGAUUUGCCAGUAUUAACAGAUGUUUUAGAAGGAUAUGUUGUGCUUUUUUGAUUUCCAGCUGUUGCUCUGAAUGUGCUUUAGACAUUAGCUAAUUAAGCUACUCGUUCUGAGGGGAUUAAGUGACUUGAUCAAGGUCUCAAGAUUUGUCUACAUUUAAACCACUACAGUGGCACCACAGCAGUGCGUCAGUGUAACACUACCUAUGUUGAUAGGAGUUCUGUUGGCAUAAAUUAUCCAUGUCCCAGAGAGGUGGUAGCUAGGUAGAUGGAAGAAUUCUUCUGUUGACCUAACACUGUCUACACAGGAGGUUGGGGUGGCAUAGAUAUGUUGUCUGUCACAGGUGUAGAUUUUUCACACCCCAGAGAGAGAGAGCACUAUGCUGGUGUAAGUUCCUGCUGUAGACCAAGCAACAGAGAGGGCCAGUGUCAAAGCUGGAAACAGAACCCAGAUCUGCUGACUCCCAGUCUUGUGUUCUUAAUGCAACAGUUGACAUACAUAUGAUGCUCUUGCAUUUAUAACAUUGCAUCAAAGUCAUGGUGUAAGUGAAAGUCCUAGGAAAUGUUAAAAUGCUGAGUGGAACAAGCUUUUGAUUUUACCUAUUUUGUGAAGGCACAGGUACCCCCCCUCCCCCCAGUCGUAACAGGAACAAACCCAGUAGGAACUGAUGAACAUCUUUCUAUUGUGUUUAAGAAUCUGAUCAAUGUCAAGACAAUAGGGAAGCAGGGGCUAGUAGGAAUAAAACGGUUGUGACCUAAAAUGAAAAAAAAAUUUAGUCAUUAGUGAAGAAGCAUUUACAAAUUUCAAAUCUCCAAUGAAUGGAAAUGUCAUUAGCCCCUCCAUGGGGCGUUACCAGGCCUCCUUUAUACUACUCAUCACCCAUGUUUAAUACAGCAAUGCUCAGCUGGGUGUAAUAAUAAACAGUAGGUUUGGUUUAUUAAGAUUUACCAGAGUUCCAAGAAUGCUUUGAAUGAGCUACCAGCAACUUACAAGGGUAUCACAGGGCCAAUAAAAGGAAAAUCUGUAAUAUAUAGCAGAGAACUGCUGCUCUGGCCAACUGCUAACCACACUUGGAUGAAAUACUGAGCUGUAAAACGUUUAAAAUGGAAGGAUAACUGCACUCCGAAAAAGCAUGCAUACCUCUUAAAUUAGUUUAUUGCAGCUUACUUUCAGGAGUUUCUAUACUUAUUAACUAGAGCUGAUUUUCAGCCUCUCAGCUCUGUUUCGAAAGCAGAAUUCUUCCCUUUGUAUCACGUUCUGUCUCUCUCAAAGCAAAAGCUUAAAGUUGCAUUAUAAAGGAACAGCUUCAGUUUCUUUUACAAUGCCACUUUUCUGAGCAAGGGUUACACUGAGCUGCUUUAUGUGCCUAAACUCUGCUUAAGACACUGUAAAUGUAUUGCACUGUGCCAGUAUUUUCCAGAAGUUAAAGUAAAUGUGAACACUGAUAUCCCCUCAUACAGUGGCUAACAGUGUGCAGUAUCACACCUAUUGUGCACUAGCCAGAACGUUAAGGCUGCUGUACUAAUUCCUCUGGUUGCCCUGUUAGGUAAGCUAUUCCUCCCAUUUGGUACUAAAGGUCCAGAGUUCUAUUUCUAAAGCUGUACAUAGCCUGUUUGUUAAUGACUAUGGAGGCUGGGUUGGACCAUAGAUCACUGCAAGUUCAACACACAUUACAUGAAAUGUUUUAUUAAGUGGAAGCUAGUCAAGAACAGUGACUGACUGAACAUCACUGAAAGCUUUUUGUAACAUCAAUAUACAAAAUCUCUUGAAAGUAUUUAGUACAGCUAGUGAAUAAGUUUGGCCAAGGAGUUAUGACAUCAAAUGAAAUACUCAAAUACUUUUCCAUUAACACAGUAUCAUUUAUAAAACCUUAGAAGCUGGAAACAUUUAAAAAAAACAACUCUCACAUUUGACUUUUAAAACAAAAUUUAAAGGUAAAAUUUUCAAACUUGGGUGCCUAUACUUAAGUGAAGAUGGUCAAAAGUGAGUAGUGAUUUUUGGCUGUUUUAACUUUAAAAAUGUUUAUUAAGUGUUGAGAACCUCCCCUCUGAAAUUCAGGUCCUUCAAAGUGCCUUGAGUUGGGCUAUUCAAAAUAAACUAGUGUCUUCUAAAAAAUCUAGGCACCCUACAUAAAAGUGGCUCUUCACUGAAGUCAGUAUGUUGUGGGUGCUCAGCCCUCUUUAAAAAAAAGAACAAAAGAAGAGGUGACUUAAGUAUGUCAAAUUUAGACAUCAUACUUUUAAAGUUUUGUUUUAAAUGAGCAAAUAGGAGUAUCUUUCACAUUUCUAGAAGCAGGGACAUUUCUGCAGCCCUUUGUUUUCACCAGCAUAACUGAUUAACCCAUUUCUGGGACCAGUGUUGGGCCUGUUGAGGGUGGCAGUUGUAGACCCAAGAGAGGAAAAUCUUUUCUUUGGCAGUUU